Plectropomus leopardus (leopard coralgrouper) is the source of this 2783-nucleotide messenger RNA. The record is from RefSeq and is a predicted model, not a curated record. Lineage: Eukaryota; Metazoa; Chordata; Actinopteri; Perciformes; Serranidae.
UUGUGCCCUGUCCCCUCUUGUGCUAAGCUAAGAUAACUGUCAAUCCACUCAGCAGCAUCACGACCAGGGACUGUCCGGGCUCUGCAGGCUCCCGUUACAAACACCUCAGCACCGCACAAUGGCCGUCCCUCCAGCAUACUCAGACCUGGGCAAAGCUGCCAAGGAUAUAUUCAGCAAGGGCUACGGCUUUGGAGUCGUGAAGCUGGACUUAAAGACCAAAUCACAAAGCGGAGUGAUGGAGUUCAACACGUCCGGCUCCAGUAACACAGACACAGGGAAGGCUGCAGGGAGCCUGGAGACCAAAUACAAGAUGAAGGAGCUGGGCCUCAGCUUCAACCAGAAGUGGAACACAGAUAACACGCUGGCCACCGAGGUCACCGUGGAGGACCAGCUGACUCAAGGACUGAAGAUCGCCUUGGACACGUCUUUUGUACCAAACACAGGAAGAGGAAAGCUGAAGACGGGCUACAAGCGUGACUAUGUGAACCUGGGCUGCGACGUCGACUUCGAGGGUCCCAUCAUCCACGCCGCCGCGGUGCUGGGCUACGAGGGCUGGCUCGCCGGCUACCAGAUGGCCUUCGACACGGCCAAAUCCAAACUGGCCCAGAACAACUUCGCCCUGGGAUACAGGGCCGGAGACUUCCAGCUGCACACCAACGUUAACGACGGCACCGAGUUCGGCGGCUCCAUCUACCAGAAGGUGAACGACGAGCUGGAGACGGCGGUCACACUGGCCUGGACCGCCGGCAGCAACAACACUCGCUUCGGCAUCGCCGCCAAAUACAAGCUGGACAAAGACGCCUCCGUGUCUGCCAAAGUCAACAACGCCAGUCUGAUCGGAGUAGGCUACACCCAGAGCCUUCGGCCAGGCGUGAAGGUGACCCUCUCCGCUCUGAUCGACGGGAAAAACUUCAACGCCGGCGGACACAAAGUCGGGAUGGGCUUCGAGCUGGAGGCGUAAAGAGCAAAGAAAAGAAAAAGCCACACACUCCUCUUCCCCCUUCCUGCACCCACACACACACACACACACACACACACACACACUUCACCACCAUGUAGCUUCUCUCUGGACUCCCUCACACACCCCCCCCCCCUCGUUCACACAGUUCAUGAGCCCUCGGACAGGAAGAGUCGAGCCUCGGCAUCGUGCUUAAACACCAGAGAGGAGUCGUGAGGUUGCGGAAACUGAAGGCGCGUAGUUGUGGAUUAUUACCGUUUUUAUGGUCAUUGACACUAUUUAUUACCCCGUAGGACGAAGUAGUCGUUGGUGUUCAUGUGUAGCUUCUGUAUUCGGUUCCUGCCUCUUAAAAAAGCAUGUCAGAGCGAAAACGUGGAUGCAGAGCGGAAAGCUUAUUCGCUUAGUUUAAAAAAAAAGGUGCAGAGUGUCUGUUUGCUUUUUCUUGUUUAUUUUUUGUAUUGGUUUGAGCAUUUUUGGCUGUGUUGUUGAAAUCUGUUGACUGUUUAACGAUAUAAAUGUCCUGAUUUCAUGAACAUGCGAGUGAUUUAAGUUAAAAAGUCUGAAUGAAGGAUAUUUAAAACUGCUUUACAGGAACGAUAAAAGUGUACGGAAGACCAUUAAUGCCAAUAUGAUGAAAAACACAAAACAAUCAAUAUUAUGAGAAAUUUUCUUGAAAUAAUGACUUGUGGAUUUUUUUUUUAAAGUGUGAAAGGUGAAGGGAUUUUUUUUGGGAUUGGGGGUUAGGGCAACGUGGCCCUUCAGACAUUCACAAAAAAAAUCCCCCAAAAAUCAUCAGCAAGACAGAUGAACAAGAAAAAAAAGAACUCACAAAUGUGUUUUCUUCGUUAAUAAAGAUGUUAAAAUUACGCUUACAGUCGUUAAGAUGUAAUGAAACAGAUUUUUUUGUUUUAUUUGAUGACAUUUUUGACUGAUUGAUGGCGUUAUUUCCAUCCAGUUAAUGGCACAUAUAUUUGUGAUAAAACCACUAUAGCCACGUCUGUUUUAUAAAUAAAUAUUAGUAACAUAUCAGCGUCUUGGAGGGUUGCCCCAUUUCAUAGGGAAAGAUUAUAACCACUACCACUUUUUAAAUCGAGGGGCAAAGUUACUCGAAAAUGAGGGUUAGCAGCGAAAAUAAAAACAGAAUUGGGUUUUAUUAUCCCAAAAACAAUGAGAAUCUUUAUCAAAAUUUGCAUGGGCCCAUGUGUGUCAAAAUAUCGAGAAGGUUUCUCAUUAUUCUGAGAUUCUCAGUUAUUAUUUUGAAGAAACUUGUCCUUAUAAUGGCUGUCGGGCUUUUUUUUUUUUUAUCAUAUUGGCAUUAAUGGUCUUCCAUAAAAGAUCCUCCUAUAUGAUCUUUUAACCCUUUGUGACUCUUGGUAGGUGAAAUCAGUGUAGUGGAAUCUUCUCUGGUAGCUUGCGUAGUUAGUUUGCAUUUCUACGAUAUUGUUUUCAUCUACCCGUCUCGGUCACAGAGAGAGAACAUUUUGCAUCUGCUGCUCGUCGCGUCUCGUAGGCGUCUUAACUGCUCGGCCAGCUGUUUCCUCAUGUUGCUCGGGGACUGCACUCAUUGCUGUCAGCGCUCAGAAACAACCUGCACUCCUCACGUCUACAAAAAAUACAGUCGAUUGUCCCGUGAGGGACUCGGGUCAAAACACGUCAUAGGAUAAAAAGUCGUUGUGUCCCACAUGACUUUCCCUUUUCCUUUUUUUUUUUUUUUUUUUGAGUGAACAUACAUCAUUUUUUUCCCAUCUAAUUGUGUCGCCAUGAUAUGAAAGCUCAUUUUUGUUUGUUGUUUAGACACAGUACCUCAUUUUUUUCCAAUGUCAAU